Haemorhous mexicanus (house finch) is the source of this 1620-nucleotide messenger RNA. It is a transcript of the gene TMEM25, whose product is annotated as transmembrane protein 25. The transcript is spliced from 6 exons. The record is from RefSeq and is a predicted model, not a curated record. Bases 116 to 1219 code for a protein of 367 amino acids. NCBI's taxonomy places the organism in Eukaryota, Metazoa, Chordata, Aves, Passeriformes, Fringillidae. Gene Ontology annotation, biological process: negative regulation of excitatory postsynaptic potential.
GGGCCACAUCCUCCGACCCUGCUGUGUGCUGGAACACCGGGGCCCAACGUGGUGGACGCCCCCACGUCCCUGCUCUAGCUGCCUCUCUCCUAGCGCUGAGCACGGCUGAUAUAACAUGGGGUGUGCCAGCGGCUGGCCGGGGGCUGCCCUCGCCCUCCUGCUGCUACUGCUGCUCAGCCUCCUGGAGCUCUGCUUGGCAGCACUGGAGGAAGUGGACCCCACCACUGACAGGCAGCCGCGAACAGCCUGCACCCUGCAGGAGGGGGAGAGUCGUAUCUUCACCUGCUGGGUUCCCCGGCCAGCCCCAGGUGCCACGCUGGCCUGGUACCUCAACGGUCAGAAACAGGAAGUCAACCUCUCAACUGCAGACAUUGCCAGCAUCCUCACCCUCACCGGCCAGCGCUCCGACCACCAGCUCGACUGCUCCUUGACCAUCCCGACCUCCAGUGAGACCUACAACACCUCCAUCCUUCUCAAUGUGCAGUAUAAGCCAGAGAUCCUGCAGGAAGGUGCCUACUACCAGAAGGGUGCUGGCCUUCUCCUGGUGCUCUUUGUGCUGGUGCAAGCCAACCCACCUGCCAGCAUCACCUGGAUGGACCAGCAUGGGCAUGUGAUGGCCAACACCUCCAAGUUUCUCCUCCUGGGUGCCACAAGCUACCCAGGGCUGGCCAACCACUCACUCCACAUCCAUCUCAACUGCACAGCUGGAAACCUCUCCAUCAGUGCAGCCAACAGUGUGGGCAUCACCACUGCCUCUCUCCUGCCCACAGGUGCAGGUCUGCUGGAUGCCCGUGUGGAGCUGCCUGUCCUGGGUGUUGCCGUUGGAGCAGCCCUGGCCCUAUCCGCCCUGCUCAGCCUGGGCUCCUGUGCUGCCUGCCUGGCAUGCCGCUUGCCCAAGCUUGUGCGAGGCCCGGGGCAAGCAGGACCCAGCCCACCCAGCCAGUGCUCCCACUGCAGCAGCUCUGAGCCCCCGCAGCCCCAGGGCACACGUCUGCCCCGCCAGACCCAGUCCCUGCCACCCAACCUGCGCCUUGGUGACCUUGCGCAGGAAGAUGGAGCUUCCCCCAAGGAUGCAGGAGCCAGUGCUAGGGGAGAAGAAAGUGCCCUGCUGGGACUGGAAAACUCCCUGGUCCUCAGCAAGCUUGGUUUUAUCCAGCUCCCAGUGUCUGGCCGCAUCUACAAAGUGCCCAGCAUGAGCAGUGAGGAGAUCUGGCUGUGAGCUGCAGCGUGGUGCCCGUGAGCCAGGGCUGUGGCAGCCCCCGGAGCCGAGCAGCUGAGGGUGCCAGGGAGGCCGUGAUGGAAGUGGCAGCUGACCAGCCCCAGCUCUGUGCUGUGCAGGGCUUGGGAGCUGCGCUGUCAGCCAAGGCAUGGUUUUAUGUAGUCCCCAAACUUUACUGAUAUUCUGUUAUAAUCAAAACACAUCAAAACUGUUUAGAGCCAGGCUCUAGCACUGCGAUUCCUCUUGGGGUAAAGCCAAGCACCAGCUUUGCUUUAGCAGGUUUGUGACUUGCUGCAUGAUCCUCUUUGCCCCUGUCCCUGCUGCUGUGGCAGACAGGUGGGAGGUCAGUGGAGCAGGGGCUGAGGAGAGCUGUCCCAACAGCAAUAAACUGAAUCCAAGCA